Messenger RNA from Tachysurus fulvidraco (yellow catfish), 2099 nucleotides. RefSeq names its product legumain-like. The record is from RefSeq and is a predicted model, not a curated record. Lineage: Eukaryota; Metazoa; Chordata; Actinopteri; Siluriformes; Bagridae. The coding region runs from base 341 to 799 and encodes 152 amino acids. The transcript is spliced from 7 exons.
UGUGGUUGGAUGAAAGCACACACUCGCUCACUCAGGAUUCCAGAGAAAUCCGAAUGCGCGAUAAGACAACGAUUGGGAAACAUUAUAAGAAGGCGUGUUUUAUGUACGGUUGGACUUGUCCUUACAGCCUUAUUUGUUUUAUUUUACCAAACGGAUAUAUCUAAACGAGGAAGAAGCAAAGCACGAGAGGUUUUAAUCUGUGUGAAGUCUGCGUUCUGUUGAGGAUAUACUGAAUUCAUUUAAGGAUCGCAGCAUGGCCAUGUGACUAUUUUAUUGGCUCUGCAUCAACAAAAUACCAUUAAGAGCAUACUUGUGCAAGGAAAAACAAACAUUCAGAAAAAUGAUGGAUGUUCCAGACCUUGUGGCAAACAGAGAUGUCCACAUGAUGCUUUUACAGAGGAAGAUACAAAAUGCAAACACCCCAGAGGAAAGGGAACAAUUUGAAAAGCAAAAGUUUGAGCUCCAUCAGGGCAGAGACCUGGUUGUACAGUCUAUGCAACAGAUAGUGGAAAAGUGCACAGACUCCAAUGAAGCUUUCCAAGAGGUUUUGCAUGGACAAAGCAAAGCCUACUCAACUAAGCAAUAUAAGGAGGUUGCUGAGCACUACAGAGAAAAGUGUUUUGACUGGCAUGAUAAAAAGUAUCAGACCGUUAUGGACCACCUGUACCUUUUUGCUAACCUGCUUGAUAAGAAAGUGACAGUGGAACGGAUUAAGAACGCGAUUGAAGAAGUGGGUACUGACAUGAGAGCCAAAAUGGAAAAAAAGGAGAACGAAGAGGAAAACGAGAUGGAACAGUAAAAGGAAACGGAAACUGAAAGCAAGAAGAUGAACAUAAGAUAGCAAGGGGGAGAAUGAAUGAAUUGGUCUCUAUUUGCAAAAAAAAAUUAUACACGUAUAUAUUAAAUAAUAUAUUUAAAUUAUAUUUAAAGUCCAGAGACCUUUUCCAGACUGCUAUUUCAGUAUUAAUAAAUACCCUUAAUAGUUUAUUUUAUCGCUACAGAUAAAAGUGGGCUCUUGUGAUUACUUUUUUUUUACUUUUUUACUAAAUUUGCUUUUGCUUGAAAUUGCACAUAAUCAGUCUGGAUUAAUUAAGAGAACAGCAAUUGAGACCUUCAAAUAAUCAUGCUGAUAUUUGCUAUACACAAUACUAAUGAGCUUAUUCCUAAUCAUCUGAGCUACUCAGUAGUCUUCUGCUUCUGACUUCUUGUAGUGACUUCUCAGCAAACGUCUCUAGGUUACGACCGUAACCCUAGUUCCCUUUCGGAACGAGACGCUGCGUCGAAACGCUAUGGGAACACCCUCUGCGUUUCGACGCAGCUCGAGUUCCAAAAGGGAACAUCUCUAGGUUACGACCGUAACCCUAGUUCCCUGAGGAACGAGAUGCUGCGUCGAAACGCACAGGGCGUUCCCAUAGCGUUUCGACGCAGCUCGAGUUCCGAAAGGGAACUUUGGUUUACUGAGUUCAAACGAACAAAUCUUUUUUUAAUGACUCACUGUCAUGUGUUUAUUUUGGUGUUACAAUAUCGCACAUUUAGUAGUUCAGAACAUAGCAUAUAUAGUUGUUUUCAUAGAAUUCAUAGAAUAUAUAGGAAGUGUGAAGGCUUUAAAUGAAUAAAUCAUAGUAAAAAAAAAAAAGCUCAAUUUAAUUUUCAGUGCACUUUUAUUGAUUGCUGUUUCUCUUCUAGAUUUUCUACAUUAAAUGCACCAUUUCACAAUGUAAAAGUUUUGUUCAGCUAAAUACAGUGGCUAUUAAAGCAAGUAACCAUUUCAUUUUGUAGUUGUUUGAAAAGAAAACACAGCCUGGUCAUAUUUAGAUCUAGAUUAGUACAUGUCAUCCUUUCUGCUUCAUCACAUUGCUUGUCAGAUUUUCCACAAAUAAUCAAAGACCAUUUUUAAACAAAGAUGACUUUAUUUCAAAACUGUCCUUUAAAAUCAGCAUGUCUUAAUUGUACCAUGUGGAAAUCAGGUAAUACAUAUAACAAUGUAGUACCAGUGUCCUAAUACAAUCAGCUCCAGAAUUAAUGGCACUCUUGAAAAGAUUGAAUUUUAAAAAAAAGACUAUAAAAUUGUCAGUAAAAAUAAAAUGUAUUUGUUGUCA